Molecule: messenger RNA, 2007 nt
Organism: Cylindrotheca closterium
Lineage: Eukaryota; Bacillariophyta; Bacillariophyceae; Bacillariales; Bacillariaceae
Source: the annotation of a GenBank genome assembly
AUGGACUUUUCUAACGAUGAUUACUUUGGGACCCUUGGAGGAAGUCUGAUGAAGGACUUGCUGGCCGAUUUGCAGGUUGAAGACGGAGAUUGGUCUCUCGAUCAACUUGAAAAAGAACUAGCACAGCUGGACCAAGAGCCUCAGCUUCCUGCUGCAAUGCAACCUCAGCCCAAUAUGAGAUUGGAUGCUGCUUCUCUUGUGGUGCAACACGCACAAGAUCGAUCUGUUCCCCAGGCACCAUUUCCAGCUUCGUCGGAUGGCUUAGAUGCGUGGAGUCGUUCCUUGGAGCAAUUUACGGCCUUGUCGUUGCAGGACGAUUUUCUAGCUGCAGACACUGUCCGCAAACAAAAACAGACUACUAUGCCACCCGGUUUUCCAUCGUCUGCUCCAACGAGUGGUAACCUCCAGGGUGCAGAAGAUUACGAUAUUGCCGAGAAGCCUUCAUUAUUUGCACCUCCAGGACUUGGUGGACCUCCAGGAAUUACAUCUCCAGCUGCUACACAGCCAGUUUCAACUCCCAAACCAGCCCCCUUUCCCAGAACACCAGAAAACUCAGUGAGUGUGGAUGGUAGCAACACGGCACCUCCGGCUGGCAUUCAAACACGACCAGCCGAGCCACCGAUGCCAAAACGUGCUGACGUUCCACCUCAACAAGCUAAUAACGCUAGGAGCAUGCCUCCUCCUCCUCCUCAAGGACACUCCAAUGUCCCACCUCAAAUGCAACCUGGCAUGCAUCCUGGCCCUCCUCCAGGACCGCAUUCUGGCCCCCUUCCUGGUGCCAUGAAUAUGCAAAUGCCCCCACCUGGGCAGAUGCCUCCACAUGGGGUAAUGCACCCUCCUCAUGGUGCGGUUGUCCGAGGAAUUCCAAUGGGAGCACCCAUGGGGAUGCCACCGGGAACAAUGCCACCUCCAGGAUCCAUGAUGCCAAUGGCUCCACCCAACCAGCCUCAUCCUGCUAUGAUUGCAAUGCCACAUGCUGGCCCAGCAUGGCAGGCAGCUCCGAGAGGACCUGUUCCACCUCAAAUGAGAGCUUACUGCGAUCCUCAUCCAAAUGCACCACCAGUUCCUGCUUCGGCAUUGGAGACAAAAUACAUGUCCAGCAGGGAUAUCGCCUACGUUGUGCAUGGUAUUCUGAGGCCAGUCUUGGCCGCAGGUAUCUCGGAAGAUGACUACAAUAUUCAAUUCUUACGACGAUCGGGGGCCAGAGCUAAUCCUAACAAUCCAAAGAACGCCAAGGAUGUGAACAAGGAGAUGGUGAGCCGUACGAAAAAGUCGAAAGAAUGGUCUUCGGAAAAGGCCACUCUUGGCCAUGUUGCCAAAACCAAUGUGGCUCGUCCACGAGCAUUGAUUGCUACUCCUCAGGCCAAAACGAGUGAGCAACAAGACUCGGAGCAAAAGCAGCGUGCUAGUUUGUGGAAGGCACGGAUAUACUGCGAUCAAGCCUAUCAAUCGUACCAGAUCAUUGUGGAUAUCUGGCGUGCUGCUCCUGCCGGCACUGUCCCACCGCAGUUGCAGUCCCAUUUGGUCAAGCUAAUGAAGUGUAUGGGAAUCACUCAUAUUGAGAAAGAGUACAAGGUUGAUGCUGAGGCGCUAAAGUUGUUGGCCAAGUUAAGUAAGGGAAAGACGUUGAUUUCUCGGACUUUGGAGCAAGCACUACUUCCACCAAAUUCUGUCCAAGUAUUACUUCCAGCUCUUUUGGAAGUCCUCAUGCCAGUACCUGCCAAGAAGGGUGGUGCGGAAUCUAGCGAACCUGAAACAGAGAGACUCUUGCGUGCCACUACUGGAGUUAUCAAGAAGUUGAACACGAGCAGCGACACGUUGUUGAAAUGCCUGGAAGUUGUACAAGGUGUUGGCAAGGCCACCCUUUCCUCACCAGCUAGAAUGGAAUGUGUUCAUUCGUUGCUGCAAAAGGGAGCCAUUGUGGUGGGACAGGACCCAUCCCAAGAGAAUAGGGCUGCAUGGGGCAAGGCAGAAAACGAAUUCAUGAAGCUGUUGCAAGCGUAUUAA